This is a messenger RNA of Bactrocera tryoni, 462 nucleotides long. RefSeq names its product cuticle protein 16.5. NCBI's taxonomy places the organism in Eukaryota, Metazoa, Arthropoda, Insecta, Diptera, Tephritidae. The coding region runs from base 1 to 462 and encodes 153 amino acids. The transcript is spliced from 2 exons. The record is from RefSeq and is a predicted model, not a curated record.
AUGUACAAGUAUGUUGUCAUUGUCGCUCUGGCUUUGGUCGGUAGCGCCGUAGCUGCGCCAGGAUACUUGAGUGGCGCGCAUGGUGGCGCUCUUUUGGGUGGCUCUCUUUUGGGUGGCCUCCAUUCUGGACCGGCCAUUUCCUUGGCGCCCGCCGCUCCAGCCAUUUCAUAUGGCCAUGCUGCACUUGCUGCUCCAUCAAUUUCCUAUGCCGCUCCGACCAUUACCAAGAUCGCUGCAGCUCCGGCCAUCUCAUUAGCUCCGGCUAUUUCGCAUGCACCAGCCAUCUCGUAUGCCGCUCCAGCAAUAACAAAAAUAGCGUCUGCACCCCUUAUCUCGACCGCCUCAAUCGCUGCUCCAUCCUUGGGUUAUGGUUUAGGUCAUGGUAUUGGCUUGGGUCAUGGUAUUGGCUUGGGAAGUGGUAUUGGUUUGGGUCAUGGUAUUGGUUUGGGUCAUGGCUGGUAA